GACAGGGGUCCCCACAGUGGCUGUUGUGGAGAGCUAGGGGAUUCAGAGGCCGCGGUGGCAGUGAUCUUACAUUUCGAAGGCGCGUGGGGAUGACGACGGACGGAAGGAAUUGAGGCGAGUUCGUGUCAAACAGUAUAGCGAGGCAGCCGAGAUAUCUUCUACAUGGAGAUAUGCCGUGUGUGGGAUGGGAUUCCGAUGCCGCAGCCCCUCCUUGAGAGAGAGGCAGGUAGACAGGGCCGCGGCAUGAGCUAGACGGAUGGCGUAAUACAAUAUAACCAUUUCCCCCUCGUUGUUUUACAUACUUUGAGAAAUCUAUAAUUACCGCUGCGAAUUAAACCGAACAUACGAAUAUACUACAGCUUUUUUUUAUUGUGCUUCAAGUCUCGAAAUUAUCAGCUGCAAAUAUGGCAGACACGAACAAGCCCCUUGGUCCUUUCAAGCUGGUCACGGUCAACAAGGCCCCCGAGCGUGCGAAGAGACUUAUUGGGCGCGUGGUUGAGGAUGUGAAGGCGGAUUACACGAUUAUCCACGCUGCUAAUGCUGAGACUAUCGAUGAAGUGAAAGACUUGGUUGAGAAGAACCAGCCAGACGUUUUGUUCUGUGCAUCGAUGUGGACGCCCGAGGAGAGCGAUAGGAUCCAGGCAAUUGCACGAGAGACGAAGCCAGGGAUUAAGACGAUGGCGCUGCCACAAGGAUUACAGGUCGAGAAAGGACCGGAUGCUGUGGUGGAGUAUAUCAUUGAGAAGUGGCCAGGGCUUGUUGCGGAGUGAUGGGUAUAACGGGUGCGGUGCUGUGUAUAUAUGGGUUGGUGUUGGUUGUAGAUAUUUGGG
Pseudogymnoascus verrucosus is the source of this 830-nucleotide messenger RNA. RefSeq lists its product as uncharacterized. The transcript has 3 exons. The coding region runs from base 405 to 770 and encodes 121 amino acids. Lineage: Eukaryota; Fungi; Ascomycota; Leotiomycetes; Thelebolales; Thelebolaceae. The record is from RefSeq and is a predicted model, not a curated record.